Messenger RNA from Aspergillus candidus, 1548 nucleotides. Its product is annotated as dienelactone hydrolase. The transcript is spliced from 2 exons. The record is from RefSeq and is a predicted model, not a curated record. Gene Ontology annotation, biological process: polyketide metabolic process. NCBI's taxonomy places the organism in Eukaryota, Fungi, Ascomycota, Eurotiomycetes, Eurotiales, Aspergillaceae. Bases 28 to 1548 code for a protein of 506 amino acids.
CAUUGAACCCCAAUCAAUGCCCUCGCAAUGAAUCGUCUCCGAGAGCGCUUUCGGCGCCGCAGCAGCUCCACCAGCAACAGCUCUAACCGGCCACUAUCCAAAUCACCUACGCUAAACCCCGCCGACAGGCGCAGAAGAAGCACCCAAACCUCCGUGCAUCAGCCUCCCGUGCGCCGUCUGUAUGUCACCUCCAGCUCGGAGGACUUCGACGCGCGCAUCCUGCACCGCUUCCGGGCGGAGGGCUUCAAAGUCGAGUAUCUGCCUUUCGUCGAUACCAGUGAGAGCCCGGAGAAGAACCGCAAGGAACUAGAGCGGUUGUUGAAUGAACGGGAGGAUGAUCUAGAGCCGGGGGAGAAGUUCGCUGUUGUUGCAUACAACCGCCCCGCCUACCACCUCCUCUGCUCCCACCACCAAUCCACAACAUCCACAAACCCCUUCCCACGCCUCUGCGCCCUAGUAACCUACUACCCGGACAUCCCCACCGGCCAACAAGACUGGCUAUGUCCCUACCAAACAAACGCAUCGUCGCCGCCGCCCACCGUCUUCCCAGCCUCGACAACCUCCACAGCGACGGCCUCGUCGUACGACAUGCUCUCUCUCCUCCCGAUCCAGAUCCACCUCCCAGGCCAGCAGAAGCCCUCCCUCUGGGACGACUACAGCACGCACCCGCUCAAGAAGCGCCACCGCUGCCACCUGUUCUUCUACCCGGAGUCAGAGGCAGGGUUUGCUGAGCCGACUUCCUCCAAGGGUUCCCUGUCCUCAUCCUACGACGCCAUCAGCGCCCGUCUCGCAUGGACCCGUUCCCUCGAGUGCCUCAAGCGCGGCUUCGGCUGGCCCGGCGGCACCUGGGCGACUCCCGACAUCGAAGACCUCUGGGAACAGUACUGGCGCAAGCUGCAAGAGACACCACGCGGCCAGGACCCCUCGACAAACACAGACAGCCCCAUCAACCUAGCCCUCACCAACGAACCCGACACCGACGCCGACAUGGACACUUCGACCCCCCUCCCAAAACCCCGCCUCAGCUCAACAAGCUCCCCCCCUCCCCCCCUCACAACAACAGCCAACAACAUGGAACCCAACCUCCUCGACCUAGACCCACACAUAGAGUGCUCGCCCACAAUGCUCGGCGGGUCCAAGACCACAACAGUCGCCUCCUUCUACGCCUCCGAAUUCUUCCCUGCAGGCCCACCCAGCCAGAAAAUGCGCCUCCUCUCCCGCACAGUAGGCGUCGACCGCGUUGUCGACGAGCUGCUGCUCACAUUCACGCACACGGAGGAAAUCCCCUGGAUGCUGCCUGGUGUGCCGCCGACGGGGAAGGACGUGCGCGUGCUGCUGGUUAUGACGGGUAGCUUUGUGGGCGGGCGGAUGGCAAGGUUAGGGGUUUAUUGGGAUCAGGCGGGGGUGCUUGUGCAGGUGGGACUUUUGGAUCCGAUGCUUGUUCCCGGGGGGUUCAGGGCGACGGGGAAGAAUAGGCGCGGCUCGGAAGGGGUGGAGAGGUUGCCUGUUGUUGGGGUGGAGGGGGUGGAGAGGAUGUUGGAGGAGUAG